Molecule: messenger RNA, 3723 nt
Organism: Girardinichthys multiradiatus
Lineage: Eukaryota; Metazoa; Chordata; Actinopteri; Cyprinodontiformes; Goodeidae
Gene: mc5ra
Product: melanocortin 5a receptor
Exons: 5
Coding region: 171-1205 (344 amino acids)
Biological process (GO): G protein-coupled receptor signaling pathway
Cellular component (GO): membrane
Molecular function (GO): melanocortin receptor activity
Source: RefSeq, a predicted model, not a curated record
CAGACACACACGCUUCACCACUCUCAUGACUCGUAAAUUCAUCCGUUUCAUGCUCUUCAGUCCUUCGGUGCCACUUGUAGGGAGGAUUUGUGUAACAGCUCCUGUUAGAGUCUGUUAAAAAAUGGCCUGCAGAUAAAGUGAGGAUUAUCUGGAGGAGAACCUCAGCAGGAAUGAACAGAAUGAACACAUCAACAUACCAGGAGGAGGAGCUGCUAGGUAACUCCACAUGGACCUUUUCCAACUAUUACCAAAACAACACCCUUGCUACUCCACUUCUACAGGACAAGGCGACCACCGAAAAACCUGCAGCUUGUGAGCAGGUCCACAUUGCUGGGGAGAUUUUUCUGAUCCUGGGUAUCAUCUCAUUACUGGAAAACAUCAUGGUCAUUACGGCAAUAGUAAAGAACAAGAACCUCCACUCACCCAUGUACUUUUUUGUCUGCAGUCUGGCCGUGGCAGACAUGCUAGUGAGCGUGUCCAACGCAUGGGAGACCAUCAUCAUUUACCUUCUCAACAACAGACAGCUGGUGGUGGAGGAGCACUUCAUCAUACAGAUGGACAAUGUUUUUGACUCUAUGAUCUGCAUCUCCGUUGUUGCUUCCAUGUGUAGCUUGCUGGCCAUCGCUGUAGACAGGUAUGUUACCAUCUUUUAUGCUCUGAGGUACCACAACAUCAUGACAGUAAGGAGAGCUGGCUGCAUCAUUGGAGGAAUCUGGACUUUCUGCACUGGAUGUGGGAUUGUCUUCAUCAUCUACUCGGAGACCACCCCUGUCAUCAUUUGUUUGGUGUCCAUGUUCUUUGCCAUGCUGCUCAUCAUGGCCUCCCUCUACAGCCACAUGUUCAUGCUAGCCCGCUCACACGUCAAGCGGAUUGCUGCGUUGCCAGGCUACAACUCCAUCCACCAGCGUGCCAGCAUGAAGGGUGCCAUCACGCUCACCAUCCUCCUGGGCAUUUUCAUUGUCUGCUGGGCUCCUUUCUUCCUUCACCUGAUCCUGAUGAUCUCCUGCCCUCGCAACCUCUACUGUGUGUGCUUCAUGUCCCACUUCAACAUGUACCUCAUCCUCAUUAUGUGCAACGCCGUGAUUGACCCACUGAUCUAUGCGUUCAGGAGUCAGGAAAUGAGGAAGACUUUCAAGGAGAUAAUCUGUUGUUACAGCUUAAGAAAUGUCUGCACCAACCUUUGCGCCCUGACCGGUAAGUUCUGAGAAAUGGAGAAAGAGAAGACAAAAUGGGUUGGAUGGAUAAACUGAACUAAAGCCAAUGUUGUAUCAAAAAUAUCAGAGAUUCAACAUACUGUACAGUACAUGAAGACUUUUUUUCACUUACACAUUAUGAACAAAAAAGCUCUCAGUUGGUUGUUUGUUUUUCACCAACUGUUAAAAAAGGAUAAGCCAGAAUGGAGAUAGAAACAGUUAAGUGUUUCCUAAUGCGCUAAUGCACUGUAUCCAAAAUGCACAUAAAGAGGUUGAUUUAUUAGGCACAUUAUCUAAACACUCUACUAACCCCAUCUAAAAUCACGAGUUAUUUGAAAAUGCGUCACAGAAAACUACACUUCUUUCACUCUCCUCUGACAUUUCCACCACAAUUUUGGUUUGGUUCUCCUUUUCAAAUUAAGAAAAGAUUAUUAUCCUUCCCUGCAAGACUUUGGCUGACAAAGCAGCCUGAUAGAUGGAAAGGAAGUAGGCUUUCUUUUUCAUUUAGUGAACCAUACAGGCUGAAAGAGUGCCUGUUAAUUACCGAUGAUGGCAACCCCAGACACCCAGUGUUGCUUCAAAGUAGUGAUGUGUGCAACCUAAGCAAUUAGGCCUAACUGAUGCAAAGAAGCAUGGGCGAUGAAGUUGGCAGCAUUAGCAAAAGCUUUGACAGAAAUCUAGCAGUUUUCACUGCUGUUAUAAUUUUAGCCACUGACUCUUUAAAAACUAAUUCAGUGCUUUAGGGGCUAAAACAUGGAGACAAUGUAAUGUGUUUUUCAGAUGCUCUGGAUUAUGUUUGAAUCCUUUGCUAUUUUUUGUUGUAAUUGACGAUUGCAGUGCCAGGUGAAACAAACAUAAUCGCAAAGGUCUGUUCUAUCUCAUCACAAAACAUGACUAAAAUGUUCUUUAUAAAAUAAAGGGGGGAAAGGGAGCAGAGAAGAAGAGUAGCAAAUCCACUGGGUAUAAUGACAACAUUUGUAGUAUUUUAAUUGAGUAUGACAGAUUGUAAAAUCUAGAAGAUUAUCUAAGAUGUACUAACAGUAGUACAGCAGUACAAAUGCCAAAAGUGUGUACAGGAAUUACUAAAAAUAUAGAACAAAUUGACAUAGUUUGCAGAUUUAUGGCAUGCAUUUCAAAAUUUAAAGCCCAUUUAUAGAUAUUGUCCCAGGUAUAGAUAAUGGACGGAUGAAAGAUGAGUGAAAGUCAAAAACAACCCACAUGUUUCAACGAUAUGACGGGACUUGAUGUUCCAUGAAAUCCUACUGAUUUCCUCAUAUUUAGACCCACAUAACAUGCAUUUUGAAUACUCCAACAUACAAGACAGGAAAAGAAACAGUGUGACAGCAGUUUAACAUUUAUCCACAGAACAAGUUGAAUGGAGGUAUGAAUGCACUGUAAAGAGAUGAAGGAUGGCUUUGCUUGGACCACCUGCAGAGGUGGUCUAAGAUCUAUCCUGAGCCACCCAGUCACACCUGGACAGAGGUUAAUACAAGUGUGAAUGCAGUCCAAAUGUUUUGACGCCUCCUGUCUAUGGGCGGGAGGCGUGUUCCCCUGCCUUCCACCCAUAGACUGCUGGAGAUGAGGACCAGCUUCCCCGUGACCCACUAAGGAAGAAGCGGUAUAGAAAAUGACUAGUCAGUCAGUCAUUUUCUAUACCGCUUCUUCCUGACUAUUUACUUGUAUGACAUCUGUUGUCGUCAAGCCAUCAAGAGUUUUUAACGAAAAUUAUUUCCACAUAGCAGAUUAUUCUGAAAAAUACAUCUGUUAAAAAGAUGCAUUAAGCGCCCAAAACAGAAUUCCACCAUUUUCUUCAUAAAAUAAAUAUGAUAUCUUAUGAUAGCUUUAUUCUAUAAUCUUUACCUGUUUAAUGAAAUGAUUUAAAAGAAAAAUAAGUCAUAAAGAAUUGUAAUUUGCACAAACACUGCACCAUGACUGCACAACUACGCAUACAGGCAGAGGCGGCUAGCUGUUUGUCAAUUCUAGAGAAAUCCAGAUUGACUGUUCAGUCAAGGACCAUCAGCCUGCCUCGUUCAAUUCAAUUUAAUUCAAUUUAUUUAUACAGGGCUGAUUCACAACACAUCGUCUCAAGGAACCUUACAAAGUCAGUUCAAUCAAUCAUACAGAUUUCAAGUCAGAUUCAGUUUAUUAUUCAUAUUGGUUAAAACAUUUUCUAUGUAAGGAAACAGUGGAAAGGAAAACUCCCUUUUAAAAGGAAGAAACCUCCAGCAGAACCAGGCUCAGUGUGAGCGGCCAUCUGCCGUGACCAACAGGGGCUUUGUAUAGGAAAGAAAGGUAAAACAUUAAUUGUAGUAGCUCCCUUAGUGGCUUCAUCUAGGAGAGAAAGACAGCUAAGCAGAUGGAGCUAAGCCCCUCCAGGAAGGUGCCAUAACUUAACACAUUCGCAUGCCAGGUGUAGCUUCUAGCAAGAGAAAAACAGAAAGAGACCAUAAAGUUAUAAGCUGAAAUAACAGCAAAUUUUUAUCAAAAUUGGAGAGUAGUAUGAGAAUGUAGCAGAGAGAGUGAAAGUGGU